Penicillium angulare is the source of this 585-nucleotide messenger RNA. RefSeq names its product ankyrin repeat domain-containing protein. The record is from RefSeq and is a predicted model, not a curated record. Gene Ontology annotation, molecular function: protein binding. Bases 1 to 585 code for a protein of 194 amino acids. The transcript is spliced from 2 exons. Lineage: Eukaryota; Fungi; Ascomycota; Eurotiomycetes; Eurotiales; Aspergillaceae.
AUGAUAUUGUUCUAUUUGGGGCUUGAGGCUGUUGUCGAUCUGCUUCUUGAGAAGGGUGUAGACUUUAAGACGAAGGAUAUAAGAUAUGGCUGUAUACCACUAUUAUGGGCUAUAGAGAAUGGACAUGAAGCUAUUAUUAAUCUACUUCUUGAUAAGGGUGUGGACUUUGAGAUAAAGGGUGAAUUUGAGAAUAGAUAUAAAGCUAUUGUUAGUUUACUUAUUGAGAAGGGUGUGGACUUUGAAGUAAAGGAUAAUAGUAGCUGGAUACUACUGUUAUGGGUUGUAAAGUAUGGACACGAAGCUAUUGUCAAUCUGCUUCUUGAGAAGGGUGCGGACUUUGAGACGAAGGAUAAAUUUAGCCGGGUACUACUGUUAUACACUACAGGGAAUGGAUAUAAAGCUAUUGUCAAUCUGCUCCUUGAGAAAGGUAUAGACUUUGAGACGAAAGACGAAUCUGGCAAGACGCCACUGUCAUAUACUACGGAGAAUGAAUAUGAAGCUAUUGUUAAUCUACUUACUGAGAAGGGUGCGGAACCUUUGAUAAAGGAUACAGAAUAUACCCUGAUUAAAUGUUGUUUAGAAUAG